GAUCGGAUAAGAGCACAGUCAACGACGCCUGCGACUCCCCUACAAAACUGUCAAAAAUAGACAGCGGAAGUACAAUGGAUCUGAGUUUGACGGACGCUCUGAGCGAGAGUGUGCCCCAGACUGCUGCAGAGCCCCUGGUGCAGAUGGACUUCAUGAGCGCACUGGAGGCGGAGAGCUUCGAUGACAAGGUGGGAGAGAUGGUGGGCAAGGCCGACUACCGCCCCCUGCUGGACACGGAUGGGAAAAGGGAAGCAGGGGGACAGACACCAGCGGGGCACCAGGAUCCGCUAGGAGAAGUGUGGUCUCGUCAGACCGAACAGCAGGUCUUUAACACGGACUUCCUCUCGGGCCCUACUUCAAUGGCUGGAUUCCCUGGCCAGUGGGGCACCCAGCCAUUGGUCCCCCAGGUGAAGGACAGUGGCCCGGCCGACACCUUCACAGGGUUCUCCCAGCCAGCGAUGUCCAUGAUGGACAUGGACAUGGACAUGGGCGUGGCACCCCUUGUGACGGCGAGGCCCCCCAGCGUGGCGGAACCCCAGCAGCCCCCGCUCCUCUUCGCCACCGAACCCCCGAAACAGGCCCAGACGCCCAACAAGCCCAACGAGCAGAGUCCAAUGAGCGCCACCCUGAACAUCCUGAACGCUCUGGAUGCCGCUACAGGAGACCAAGACGACCCCUGGGCGGGCGAGGGCGGGCAGGAGACGGACUUGCCCUUCACGCCCAGCGUCUCCACGGUGAUCAACCAGAUGUCAGAGGAGUCGCCCGAGCUGCUGAGCCCCACGGACAGCUGCGAGCAGAGUGCGGGGACCGGGGAGGAGAGGGGGAGCGAGGGCGGGGGCGACAGGAGGCAGAAGAAGAAGAAGAAGAGGAGGCCGAGGGACGAGGUGUACGACCUGCUGGAGCCCGAGGCCCUGGAGGGUGAGAUGAAGUCGCUCGUGGACAGCGACCUGCAGUGGGAGUACGGGGACGGGGGCCGGGUCGGGGGCAGGGUGAAGAAGGGCAAGAGCCGGAAGAGGAUCCCGGAGGAGUGGAGUAACCCCCAGGAGGCCACGCCGCCUGCCCCCGCCAGCCCGCCCCAGGACACCCUGCUGGGUGAGCCCUGGUCCGUGGGCGCCCCUUCCAAGGAGAGUCCCACCCCUGAUGUCUGCCCCUCGCUCAGCCCUGAGGUACCAAUGUCUCCAGCCCAGGACCUCCUGCUGUCCGUCACAGACACGCCCGCCGCUGGCCCCGCCUCCACGCUGAGCGCUGAGCCCGCGCCCCCUCUGACCUCUCUGCCCCCUACCCACGUCCUUGAUUUCCUGGACGAAGCUCUUCCCCCCAGCCCUGAGAGCGAAGCUGAGAGGGACCUCUCUGUCAUCGACUCGAAAGAGUCCACCCAAGUGGAUGCUCCUGUCAUCCCCAUCCCGUCCCUCUCCAGAGAGUCCAGCCCCACUCCCCCCCAGGCUCCCUCUCCCACCGAGAAAGCUGUCCCUGCUCCGGCCCCAUCCCACAUGGCCAGUGCUGAUGUCGAUGGGAAAUAUUCCCCUCCCCUUGCUGCAGAAGAUGACCUUUUGGUGUCCGCCAACCACGACCAGCCCCUUUCACCGAGCCCCGCCCCCGUUGUCUGCCCCUCCUCCCCGACCCCGCCCGCUGUCAGCUCCUCCCCCCUGCCUUCCACCCUCCCCCCCUCAGUGAGCUCUGCCCUCAACCCCGCGGCUCCGCCCUUUUUCCCCAGCCUAUCACAAUUUAAGGAGCCCCAGCUGGAGGGUGAGAAUGAAGAUAAAGGGCUGGCAGACCAUUCCAUGCCUGAAGUGAAAACUGAAAAUACUGACAAACUGGAAAAGGUGGAAAAGAUGGAUACCCUCCCGAAGGAGGAGAAAUUGGACAUUUUCGAGAAGACGGACAAGCUGGAGAAGACCGACAAACCGGAAAAAGUCGAAAAGAUAGACACGUCCCCGACGGUCGAGAAGUUUGAUAAAUCGCCCGUGGAAAAGAUGGGCGAGCAGGAGAAGACCGACAAACCAGAGAAGACGGAGAAGGUGGACAAGGCUGAGAAGGACAAGGCUGAAAAGGACAAGGCUGAGAAGGACAAGGCUGAGAAAGCAGAGAAGCAGGAGAAGGCGAACAAAACGUCAGAAAAACCGGACAAGAAAGAGAGUGGCGUGAAGACGGACAAGGCUGCCAAAACGGAAAAGGCGGAGAAGACUGGGAAAGCAGCUGGUAAAACUCCAGCCGUUAAUGGGACCGCUGCCGCCCCGAGCAAGGACCUGCCUAGCCCAGAUAAGAAGACGAAGCCUGCCGUCGGGUCCGCCAGAGCGAGCUCCGCCAAAACGCGGCCCCCCUCGCUGCCCACAGGGGCCGCCGCCCCCAAACGCCCACCCCCCACCUCCAACUCCACCUCCGCCACCCCCAGCAAAAAAAGCCCCACCCCCAAGGCCACCACCCCCACCGCGGGGGCCAAGCGGCCCACGCCCACUGCCAGCCGCCCCCCCAGCACCUCCACCACCACGGCCCGCGAGGCCAAGCCCAAGACGGAAAGGCGCCCGCCCGUACCAAAGGCCACCCCCGCCAGCGGCGCCUCCACCGCCACCUCCAAACCAGGCGGGGCGUCCCGCCCGCCCACGUCCACGAGCGCGUCCAGCAGCGCCCCCUCUAUACGACGCGCUGCAUCUGCCAAGACCGAGAACAAAGCAGGUGAUGUGAAGAAGCCCAGCACUGUAAAGGCAACGUCAGCUGACACCAGUCGCCCCAGGACCACCCCCAGCACCGGGGGCAGUACCACGACCCGCACCCGCGCCACCAAACCCCCCACCCCCACCUCCGCCUCCACCGGGCCGGAGAGGAAGCCGCCCGUCCCGCGGGCCCCCCGGUCCGCGCCCCGCCCCGGCACCGCCCCUGCGCCGGAUGCCAAGAACGCCCGCUCCAAGGUCUCUUCAUCACAGGGCAAGGCUGACACUCUGGCACAAGGCUCCCCCUCCAAAGAACCCAGCCAGGGAAAAGUUCAGAUAGUCUCCAAAAAGCUGGACUUCAGCCAUGUCACCUCGCGCUGUGGCUCCAAGGACAAUAUCAAGCACGUUCCUGGAGGAGGGAACGUCCAGAUUCUCAGCAAGAAAGUGGAUCUGAGCAAGGUAACCUCAAAGUGUGGCUCUAAGGACAAUAUCAAACAUAAGCCAGGAGGCGGUGAUAUGAAGAUCCCCUCCAGCAAGGUGAACGCCAAGGCUCAGUCCAAAGCGGGGUCAGUGGACAAGGCGAAUCACGGGCCAGCAGGUGACCUUGUCAAGGAUGCCAGCCAGGAGAACAGGGCUCCCCCUAACGGCACACCAGAAACCGCACCAGAGAACGCAUCCAAGGAGAACGGGGUGAAGGAGGACGUGCCCUGCUUGGGGGAGGGGCUCCAGGACCGCCAAGGCCUGGACACGUGCAUCCCUGAGACAAACUAAGUCUCAGAUGCAGUGCUCCAGCCCAGUCGUCCGGGCCCACAGCCGACCACCGCGCUGACAUCAGCCCCUGGCCCGCCCCCCCCCC
Messenger RNA from Megalops cyprinoides (Indo-Pacific tarpon), 3504 nucleotides. Its product is annotated as microtubule-associated protein 4-like. Gene Ontology annotation, cellular component: neuron projection. Lineage: Eukaryota; Metazoa; Chordata; Actinopteri; Elopiformes; Megalopidae. The transcript has 17 exons. Gene Ontology annotation, biological process: neuron projection development; microtubule cytoskeleton organization. Bases 75 to 3419 code for a protein of 1114 amino acids. Gene Ontology annotation, molecular function: microtubule binding. The record is from RefSeq and is a predicted model, not a curated record.